Molecule: messenger RNA, 1188 nt
Organism: Musa acuminata AAA Group (dessert banana)
Lineage: Eukaryota; Viridiplantae; Streptophyta; Magnoliopsida; Zingiberales; Musaceae
Product: LOB domain-containing protein 19-like
Exons: 2
Coding region: 304-1110 (268 amino acids)
Biological process (GO): positive regulation of DNA-templated transcription; hormone-mediated signaling pathway
Cellular component (GO): nucleus
Source: RefSeq, a predicted model, not a curated record
CUUUGCCUAUUACCAAACGGACUUUCUUUCCCAAAUAAUACCACUCCUCUUUUUCUUUUUUUUCUUUUCCCCCACUUUAAUCCAUCUCCUUGUAGGUUUCGGAUUCUUGUUUUCUCCAAAACUCUCCUUUUUCUUUCCCAACUCUUCAACGGGACAGUCGACACAGAGUCGAAUAUAUAUAACCAAGUAAAGAGAGAGAGAGAGAGAGAACUCUGGAAAUAAAUAUAACCAAGUGAAGAAGAAGAAGAAGAAGAAGAAGAGGCGAGGGUGAUAUGGACAGCAAUACUUACAGCUUGCAAGACGAUGAAGAGGAAGUGCGUCAAGGGAUGCAUCUUUGCUCCCUAUUUUGACGCCGAGAGAGGGGCGGCGCGAUUCGCGGCGGUGCACAAGCUAUUCGGUGCCAGUAACGUGUCCAAGCUGCUGCUCCAAAUCCCCAUCGACAAGCGGGUCGACGCCAUCGCUACUCUCUGCUACGAGGCUCAGGCGCGUCUCCGAGAUCCCGUCUAUGGUUGCGUCGCCCAUAUCUUCGCCCUCCAACAACAGGUGGUUAACCUACGGGCCGAGCUCUCCAUCCUGCAAACCCAGCUCGAAGCUCUGCAAGAGUUGCCGCUUCCACCUGUGCCAACGUUCCCGUCGCCGACUCCCUUCAGCUCCAUCCUGCCGACAACUUGGGGUCUUUCAGAUGUCGAGGCUCCUCUGGUGCAACCAUCACGGCAGCUGUGGACCGACGGGACACACCUACUGGCUAUCUCAGGCGGUGGUGAUGGCGUGGUGGCGAACUGCAGCUACGGGCAAGAAAAUCUGUUAACGGGUCGGCCACCAUCGAGCUCACCGUCAACUGGGGAUCUCUCCACCUUUGUCGCCCCUGAUCUGGUGCAACCGGCGAGCCUACAUCAGCAGCAGCACCAACUCUGGUCUUUCCGGACGAACCUCCCCGAUGGCAUGAACUACGAAGAGAAUUUCUUGUCAGGCACCGAUCGGCUACCACCGACCAUCCUGCCGACAACCGGGGAUCGCACAGCGAGGCAACAUGAGCCACAGCAACUCUGGGCCGACGGCACGAGCCCAUCAGACGACUCAGGCGGUGAUGAUGGAGAAUGGUGGUGGUGAACUGCAACCACUUCCCAUCUCUGUCAUGGGAAUACACACAAUUGCUCUUUUAAUUACUUCCUAUUGUUUUCGAAAACU